Messenger RNA from Boeremia exigua, 1586 nucleotides. RefSeq lists its product as uncharacterized. Gene Ontology annotation, molecular function: protein binding. The transcript has 2 exons. Bases 87 to 1586 code for a protein of 499 amino acids. Lineage: Eukaryota; Fungi; Ascomycota; Dothideomycetes; Pleosporales; Didymellaceae. The record is from RefSeq and is a predicted model, not a curated record.
GAGGAGAUAUUGUUUGGUGACAAGGCUAUAAGAAUAGAAGAACCCCCAGUCUGUAGUGUUGUAAACGGCAGAAAGCUCACACAAGCAUGAUUCAAACAGCUUUUGUCACUGCCUCUACCUCUACCUUCAACAAAAACUGCAGACCAGACUUGGAAACCAUGUCGUCUCCCGUGAAGAAAACCUCUCAAAAUAUGAGCUCCAGGGCAGCGCGCUUCUGGCGUUACAAGACAGCUCGUCGCGAUGAGCCUGUCCCUCCUGUCAAUUCGCGACUGUUGAGCCUGCCAGCGGAGCUUCUCAUCGCCAUCAUGGAAAACCUGUCCGAAUCCAAGGACAUCGCAGCACUGCGUCGCACGUGUCGCAAGAUCGGUCGCUUUACGGAUUCUCAAGCGAACCUGUACCGUCUAGUCACAGUCUCACAACACCCAUGGGCUCGGACGCGACUCGAGCUCGUUGCUCUCAAUAGGAUCCCCAAUAUUACUGGAGAACUAGUGAAAACUUCGAGCAGGGUUAAGACGCUUGUCUUCGAAGAUAUACGGAUUGUCGCACCGAACACGGACUAUCGAGAUCUUAGUGAUCUUUGGACGCGGCACCAAAAUCGCCUUUACAAUAUGGCGGUAGCAGACUCCAUCGGUGUAGCAGCUCAAAAUUUCAGCAGACUGGAGACAAUCGAGUACGAUCCUGGAUCCUCGCGCACCAUGUGGUCCAGAGACACGCUGGACAUGCACUUCCGCGCAAUCGCAAGGGAGAUCGCGCAUACCAGCGAUGUUGCCUCCAGGCAACAGGAGGAGAUGUUCUGCAAAGUUGUCGAACUUGUCUUGCGCAAUCGGUGUGUUGAAGCAAAGCCACUCACUGUCGAGAUACGGACCCCCGUCACCAAUUUCUUCAAUGAGACGAUUUGGGAUCAUGCACGCCAAAUUCCCCGAACUCAGUAUCCAAACUGGCCAUCCAAUAAUCGCCUCGAAAAUCUUGACAUUCGAUACACUGGCAACAACGCGUACUGUGAGCGAUGUUUCAAGAGCGACCUCGGCGUCCUUUGUGGUCGUCUUGGUCGUCACCAAUUCGCCAAUCUGCGCUCACUCACCCUCGGUGGGAACAAGCUUUUGGGCCGUGAGUUCCUCUGCCUCGACUCGCUUGGGUCGAUCGAGUUCAUCCCGGAUUGGACCAAUCUUAGGAAGCUCCGUCUAGAAAACGUGUCUCUAAGUUACAAGACAGUUCGUCUUCUGCGAGCGCAGCGGUUCGACCUGGAGAUCCACAAUGCAAUGUGUCAUCACAGCUUUUUCCUGUCGCUCCCCGAUAACUCCACUCUAAGAUCUGUACAGAUAUCUGGUAUUCUUGUUUGCCAGAGGUGGAGAUACCCACUUCACAGGCACGCGAAACGCCUCACGACCUCUCAACACCCAGUGUGGUUGAUUGCAAAGCGCUUGUCGGAUGUGCAAGCCAUUAUUCGCGAAUGUCAUCACCAACCGCACCUGAAACUUGAAGUGCCAUGGGUUUCGCAGGCAAAGGUUGAGAAAUACAUGUUGGAAGGUGGCUUUAGUCCCAUGAGCCAGGCCAACAUGUGGUCUGAUAAAUUGCCUAUGUACUAA